UAUUUGUUAUUUAUUUUGUUUUACUGUGUUGGAAGAAAAAAGAUAAAAUCUAGUGCUAGUUUAUAGUUCAUCUUAUUUUUUCCUUCCCUAGCCAAAUGGCUCCGCCAAGGCCUACCUUUUUAAUUUUCCAAUAAAAAAAAUCUUUUUUCUUCCAAUGUUGAGGAAGAAAAAGUUUGUCUUUCAUUGCUGCAUUGGUGAACUACUACAUACUAUCGCAGCUAACAAAAGGUCUGUUCUUUUCAGCUGAACUGGCUGCGCUAGUUCAGAGUUUAUUUUUUUUUACACUACGCUGAAAGAAAAAAGAUAAAAUCUGAAUUAGUGCAGCUAAUUCAGCUAAAACAAACAGACCUAAUAAUACCUUUAUGUAACUUGGAACAGCAAAACACACAAAAGUGAGGUUAAGUUCGCUUUUGGUCUCUACUUCUUCCUAAUUAACUAAUUAAUUACUAAACUAAUUAACACAUCUACCUCGCAUAAUCAAAUAUGUACAAAAAGGAUAAAAAACAAAGAAUAAAGUAAACAGACCCGAUAUCCUCGAGGAAUCAGCUGUGCUAUUUCAAAUCAGCUGUUCUUAAGUCAAUCGACCAAUCACAGUCGAGCAUUAAGGUUAGGGCUGCCUCGAUGCUCGAUCGUGAUUGGUCGGUGACGUUUUUCUACGACACAACACAUUUCUCUCGUCCAAAGUCCUGUGCGAGGUCCUUCGCCCUUUCGAAGAUAUUUUAUAUUAAGAUUUAUGUGGAAUUGAAGCGUUAAUACGGAUUUUGUCGUUUUUUGCACCGAAAUUCUCUGUUGACAAUUUUUCAUGGAUGAAGUGAAACCUUGCUAAGAUUCUUUGACAUGGAUGUGAAAUACAAUCCUUUUGGAUUUAGCAACCAAACCGAGGCGUUAUUAUGCGGCGUAGGAGCUGAUAAUUUGAUAGAGGAAUUUAAAAAAAGAGAUAUUUCCAGUAAGGUCUUGCAUAGAUUAACUAAGGAGGAUUUCAUGCAACUUGGUAAUAAUAGCUUGCAAAAAAUAUGUUCGAUACUCUAUAUAUUAAGAAUUCAAGUGCGAAGAUAAAACCUCAUGAAAAGUACUAAUCUACCUAAUAAAAUAGAAAUAUUGAAAAUAGGAAAGACACAGUUUGAUGUAGUUGAAGCUUUUAUAGCAUAUUGCAGAUUAAAGUUACAGAAAAAGAGUAUCAAUUCUUUUAUCGAACCUGAUAAAGCUUUAAGAACUUCCAAAGUUUUAUGCCUUGUUGCCGACUCUAUUCUUAAAGAAGUUAAUGAGACUGAAUUACAAUUGGAAGAACUAAAAGCUGUGAUUCUCCGCCUCAGUCGCGUUAAGAUGGACGGCGGAGCGUACGGCGGCGGAAAGGCCGGGGCCCCUUUCGAUCCGAUCGCGUUCGUUCAGAGACCGCAGGUCAUUCUCAGAGCGGUUAGCCUGCUUUUCGCAAUAAUUGUCUUUGGAUGUAUAAGCAGCAAGGGAUAUCUUCCAAAAGAUGGAAAGGAAGUCUGUCUUUACAAUGACGACAAUAAUGCAUGCAAUUAUGGAGUUGGCAUUGGAGUACUGGCAUUUUUAGCCAGUAUCGGAUUCCUCGCGGGCGAAUACCUGUUUGAACAAAUGUCGUCUGUCAAAACUAGGAAACAUUUUGUUCUUAUAGAUUUGGGUUUCUCCGGCUUCUGGUCUUUCCUGUACUUCGUGGGAUUCUGUUACCUGACGAAUGCAUGGAACAAAUCUGAAAGACCGAAGGAUGGAUACGGUGUGAAUAAUUUGCAAGCGGCUAUCGCAUUCUCAUUUUUCUCCAUCUUUACUUGGGCUGGUUGUGCUUGGUUUGCGUUUCAAAGAUUUAAACAAGGCACCGAUGCGGCAUUCGCUCCGAGUUACGAAGCAGAUCCUGUCGGCGGUACAGGAUAUACAAGUUAUCCCGAUGCUACUGACACUGCUUACCAAGAACCGCCGUUCGGUCAGCAGCAGCAGCAACGGGGUAUGGGUGACUUUCAAGCCCCAGCUUACUAAAAGUCAUCCAUAGUCAAUACCAAAAUGUAUUUCCAUUGGAUGCACAGCGAGCUACUUACGAAAGAAGAUGAUUUAGGAUAAUUUUUCAGAACAAGAUAUAUUAUUUUCACCAUCAGUUUUACUUAAAGACUAAAGAAGAACUUCAUUCGCGGAUAGGUCGCUGGGCAGCGCGUUGGUCAUAGAGUAAGUUUUCAUGGCAAGAUGUAGAAGGAAGUUAUUUGUUAAACUGUGCUUCUUAUUGUUGACCACUUGUAAGUUACACUUAUUAUAUCUGUACGCCCAAUGUCACGAAACGCGUUAGGCAUGUUUGAAAUAUGCUUGAACAUGCAUUACGAUGGUGGCAGCUCUCUCUUUGACCAUCUUAUGGAAGUAAAAAAAAAUAUGAUAUCUUAUAAAUGAAUAACUAUAGCAACUCCGUAAUAAGUAAGAAACUAGUAUGUGCACAGGCUAUGUAUAUUUUAACGUUGUAACGUGUUCAUAGUAAACGCGACUUAAAUAUAACAGUAAUACAAUGCAUUGCAUUAACUAACAAUGCAAUUAGUAAUAAACGAAAUAAACGCGAGAUCUAGGUUUCAAAUGAA
This is a messenger RNA of Nylanderia fulva, 2576 nucleotides long. The record is from RefSeq and is a predicted model, not a curated record. NCBI's taxonomy places the organism in Eukaryota, Metazoa, Arthropoda, Insecta, Hymenoptera, Formicidae.